Molecule: messenger RNA, 8620 nt
Organism: Pocillopora meandrina
Lineage: Eukaryota; Metazoa; Cnidaria; Anthozoa; Scleractinia; Pocilloporidae
Source: the annotation of a GenBank genome assembly
CGACACUUUCCUCUAAUAUCGAUGUUUUCCGAGCAGACCUCGGUAUCGUCCGUAUCCGUAUCGGCCCCACCUUGCCGGUAAGACGAGUUAGUUAAGAAUGGACAGAUUGGCAUGCACUAGCCACUAAAAUACGGUUUAGUAGUCCUGUAUACCUUUUCCUUGGUUUCUUUAGGUAUGCCGCUAGUAAUAAAUGGCGAGAUUGAAAGCUCACGACUAAGAUCCUUUGAAGAAUUUUCAAGAAAACAUGAGCAUUUUAGGGUACGGUAUACUCAUCUACUCAGCAAUCUGUUUUGAGUAUUUGUUGCAUGCAUUUUGAAAUCACUGGUGAUGUUUGUAAUCUGAAUGGCUCUCAUUGGUACAAUUUAUUCACGAAUCGCAUCAUUUUUUGCUCUAAAUCGCAUCUUUUUCCCAGCUAACGAGGAAGCUUUACUGAUACAACAACCAAUUGCUGGUUUAAAGAAACCAAUAAAAUUGCAGGAAAAUAAAAAACAACUUUUGCAACUUUCUACAAACUAAAAAAUCUUGUACCUGAGCCACUGAAUUUUGCUAUUUCGAAAUGGAUGUUAUAAACUGGUAAUUGAACUUUGCAUUGUGCAAUUUGGUCUUAAUUCAUACUUGUGAUUUCUAAUGAUGCAUACGAUGUCAGACCAGAUCAAGUACACAGGCAAAAAUUUCAACAUGCUCAUUCGCUGAGAAGACACUAAUUAAUCCCAAAAAGUACAGAAAGUUGAAAUUGAGUGCAGAAAGUUGAAAUUGAGUGCAGAAAGUUAAAAUUGAGUGCAGAAAGGUAAGUCAUGAAAGCACAGGAAAACAAAAUGGAGAACAGGUGAGGAGAUAGUAACAAUGUUUUAAUUCAGAGUUUGAGGGAGAAUACUUUAAACAAAAACACCCAACAGAAGGAAAAAACUGGAUAAAAAUCUGGCUUUCAAGAAAGAAUAUGAAAGUAUGAACUGAAGGGCUUGAAAAAAAUUCUUAAGGAGUUUCAUGCCACAGUUUGUAUGAAAAACUGGGAAGAUUACAAGUGUGAUUAGCUUUCUUGUGAUGCAAGUUCAUCAGGGAAAAGCCAGACAACUCUGGCAGCAAGGCAAAGGCAAGCAACUGCACCGGUGAGCCGUGACAUGGAACAAAAACAACUAAAAAGGAAAACAGAAUCAUAUUUUUGCUUGUAUUAUUAACUAGUAAUCACAUGAUUUUUCUUGUGCAAUUUAGGAUGAAUCAGUAUGCGCAAUUCAAAAUUGCACUUUACCUAUGGGCUUUGGUAAUUUUGUCAACCCUUGAAAAAGUUACUCAUGCUCAGUGCUUUGUCCCAAGUUGCACUCAAAAUCAUGUAAUUACCUAUACAAAUUGCACUCUACUCAGUUCAAUCACCAUUAUUAACAGAUAUAUCGCCUCUAGAAUAUACACAUAGAAAUUAUAUUAGUUUGGGGGAAGUUUUAGAAGUCAAAUUUUUGUGGAACCCAUGCAUACUUUAAAGUAGUUAAAAUGAUGUGUUGGCUUGGCAACUUACCUGUUGAUGGGAACUGAGUUGGAAACUACCUCACUGUUAUAUUAUUGGAAGGGAGUAACAAAUUCUGUAUUCUGAUUGGCUAGGUGAAUGGGAACUCAAUGUUGCCUUCUUUCUUUACUGAAAUAUUUAAAAUGCCGGGCAAGUUGAGUGUGAACCCAGUAAUUUUGGGAUAAUGGCCAUCUAAAAUUGACCAAUCAGUGUUGAACCACUACAAUAAAGGAUAAGGCUGGUAGGUCAAUUUGAAGCCACCCGCCUGCUUCCAAUUCCUUUGGGUGCUAAGUUUGGCUCCAAUCAUAUCAAUUAUGGCAUGAUUUGUGUAUUAAUUUUCUCCAAAAGUGUUGGAGGGACGAAGCAAAAUUUGGUAAGGAAGGUGUCAAAUGUAAUUUGUAAUGUUUAUUCAAUUUUUUCUAAGAUGCAUAGAAAUUUUCUCUUCUUUUCUUAUUUUAUGACACCCACAAACUUCCUUGCAUUUUAAUAAACAAAUAUACAUGAUGGUCAGCAUGUGAAAAGGUACUGGCUCUCCCAAAUCACCAAUGAGGUUGACAUUAACUUCUACUUUUAAUAAAAGUACAUAUGUGUUUUUACACAAAGUUUCCUACAUAGGAGCUGUAAGAGUAUAUUUAUAUUAAGGAAGGACAAGUAUUUCUUUAGUUUAGAAGCAGUCUUGAUCUGAGAUUCAGGAGUCUAGUUUUCAAGUCUUGAGAUCAGUUAUUUCUGUUCUCCAAACAGUCUUGGAAUUAGAUUUGAUCUCCAUGCAUAAAAGUUCACAAAGAGUGACUGAGUUUCUGGUACAUUUAAUACUACCUUUGUUCAUAAAUGGGGUCAUUCUACAGAUGCAAACAUGACGUGCUUUUAUUUGUAGCAAAGUGCUAGAAAUUUCUGCAAAAAGCCACAAAGAAGGGUAAAGAGACCAAGCGGAGUACUAUACAUCAUUCAAAGGGAAUAUGCUACUGUGGCACAAGAUGAUGGUAGGAGCUUUAGCUUUUCAUUUGUGAAAACUAUAUACACUUUCUUUGUUUCAAUUCUUACUCUUCCAAAAUAUUCUUCCCUAAAAGGCCAGAGUUAAUUGUUUCUGUAUAAGACUGGGUGCCACAACUAUUAUACAAUAUCAUUAAAAGGUAAUUUUCUAAUGAUUGUAUUCAUAACCUAGAAAUCUUCCAGAAUGUGCAAGUUUUAUUGAGUACUCUACCACAUGUAAAGCUUUACUUUUCACUUUUUCCUACUAAGGGUCCUUGAAAUAUCACACCUGUCUUGUACAGUGUAUUUCUUUUAACAAUUUUCGAUCCUUCUCCCUUUAUGAAUGUCCUACAAUACUCGCUGGGGUAUUUUAUAUGUUCUCACAUUACCACAUGGAUAAUUGUAGCUAGUUUGUUGGAAAUUUUUUCAGUAGGGUAGAAAACUCUAUCUGUGCUCUGCAUGGCAAGUAAUUUAGUGUUCACAACUGAGUUGAAAACAUAAAUUAGCCACUGUAAAGGAUAAAAAAAGCUGACAUUUCAAGCGUUAGCCCUUUGUCAGAGUGAUGUAUUUCUGUCCCCUCUGACGAAGGGCUAACGCUCAAAAUGUCAGCUUUUUUACCCUUUACAAUGGCUAAUUUACGUUUUCAACUCAGUUGUUAACACUAAAUUACCUGCUAUACUCUCCCACUGAGACAGCACCACAGUUUCUUUAGAAACUUACUCCUUUAUUCAUUUGUGCUUUGCAUGGUUUUCCAUACUUCAUUUUGUAGAACCUAUUACCAUCAUGGGAUCUGAGGAUGCUACAACCUGUCAUAUUGUUGUUUUACGAAACACAGGUAUUUCUAAAUAUGGUUCUGCUGAGAUGGAUUAAACUGAUUUUGGGAUUCAGGCUUUUAGCAGCAGAAUCAAGAGACAGGCUCACAUUUGAAUUGUAUAUUUUCUAAUUAAAUUUUCAUGUGACUAUGAAAACUGCAUUGAGCAUUGACAAUUUGGUCAUGAUGAUUUGGUGGUCAUACAACAGCUAGGCUUAGUUUGUUAUAGAUACAUUUUAAUCCUCCACUAGAGUAAGAGGUGUUACUAAAGUUGAUUCAAACUUGCAUUGUAUGUCUUUUUUAAAAUGUUUAUAGCACAAAGAAUACUGUUGUUAAACAACAGGUUAGAUACAUUGGCAAGAUUAGGACAUGACAAAUGUUUUCCAAGCAGACCAUUCUUUUUAAUACAAUACUUAAGGUACCUGUAUAAUGAAUAUUACUUCUAUCAGGAUCAGGUGUGGUAAGUCUAGGACACUUUGAUGGCCAAAGUACAGAGGAAGGUAUCAAAGGCAUGAUUGCAUCUGUCACUAACCUUUCCCGAUCAAAAUGUGAUGCAAAUGGAAGGCAAGUAAUGCUAUUGAUUUAACCACAUCCAUCCAAGAAGGUUUUACUUUGCUAAUCUAAUGAAAGUAAAGAUAGAUCACAUUGUUCCACAAUUAUUAAUAUCUAUAAUUUCACCUGCAAAUCUAUGGUAAUUGAACCUUUGUUUUAAGUGUUGGGCUAAACUGGCUAAUAACCUCUCUUUAUUUUAUUGUUUAUCAUUCAUUUUUUUUUUAAAGUUAUGAUGGUAUAACUGACCUAUAGAACCCUUAUUUAAUCACCACUACGUCUCUCUUUUAUUUUCCUUAGGAAUGAGCUUCACUUAUUUGGAGGAUUUCUUGAUGAUAGGGGGAUUUCUAGUGGAUUAACAGUAUCGAUUUUAGGUAAUUUUUUUUGAUAUGUAACAAAUUCCUCUUACAAAAUGAAUCCUAAAUUCUUAAUGUGUUAAAUCAUGUUCUAGAAGCUUUACAGAAACAGGACGAACCCAUUCAUUUAUGUUCAGCAUGUGUAACAGGUAUGUGUUUGAAACCUCUCAAAGUCCUUCAAGAGUUAAAACUCUCUGACCUGACAUAAUGACUAGCAGCUCAUUUCUCUGUACAAUACCACCCCUCAAAUCACACAUUACAGUCACAACAUUACAGGAAAAGAUUGCCAACCAAAAAAGCACUUGAUUGUGUAACAAAUUCUCCUUGUGGGUACAGGUAGGUUAGGAAAUGAGGAGAUUGUCAAGAUGUAAGACGCACUGUGUUACUCACCGGUAGACAUUUUGGUUGGGGAAAUAACAACUUUUGUUUAAGCACACAUGUUUAUUUUAAAGUUUUGAGUCUAUAGGGAAAUGAUGUGCAUAUUAGAACAUAAAAGUCCUUCUCACUUACUACAGGAAAUGGUAAAGGAGAAGCAAGGAGAGGUAUUAUUAUUAAUAAGCAGACAGAGGAGAAGGAAGUGGAGGGGGAAAUAAAGGGAAGGAAUGAGAUGUUCACUGUCACAAUGCUUGGUGUCAUGCACAUGAUUCCUUUCUAAUUCUCUGACUUUACUGUAUUGUUAUAAUGUGUUAACAGGAUUCAACAAUGUGGUUGAAAGUGGACAACACAAGCCUAUAAUUUCUGGAAUAGGUAACACAAAUACCACUGUCCCACAAAUUUGCUACCUUUACAUACUUAGCAAUCAAGAGAGGGGAAUGCAACCUAUGACUGCCCACCUUGAAAAAGGCAAAAUUAGCUUGAUGUGUAGAUUUGGAUUAUGUACUGCCUUGAUCAUAUUCUUUGUGUGACAGGUGUCAGCAUUCAAGAUGGUGAGAUUUAUCCAGCAACAUUUGAGAAUAAGGGUCCUGAUGAAAUCAUACGACAUGCUCGUGUAUUUGUGGGUGAUGAAAGGGUAAAGUAAUAAUUUAUUCCAUGAAUUACUGCUUGCCACUUAGAAGACUCUCUGAAAGGGACAACAAUAACAUAUACCAUAUGCAAACUUGCACCAUAAAUUCUUUGACAAAAAUUUCUUUUUAGCAGCUUAUCAGCACUUAAAUCUAUCUAAAUGUUCAACUUAAUUGAAAUAAUUAUGCUUUUUUUACUCCUAACAUUUUGCUACAUUGAGGAAGUUGUUGAGAUUUUCUGAAAUGAAGCUCCUCUGCCUCUUUCUGGCUUGACUUUCAAGCAUGUUAUCCAGACUCCCAGCAUGCCUUCUGUUACAGUUACAGGAUUACUUUUCAGGCAACAGUUGGGUGAUAAGGUCACCAUCACAUAGGGAGAAGAAGUAAUCCUUUUUGAUAAUACAGAUUUGUUUUCAAUGAGUUGCUUGUAUUCUACAGUUGAAUGACAUGGUAAACCUAGCAUCACAUCAGGUUUCAUACCUAAAAGGUUUCACAUCUUACUAUUUCUGCUCAACAUAACUUUAAGACUGGACACAGGUUCUCAGCCAGUUUUUGUAUCCACAGCCACCUUCAUUUGAAUGCUAUUUGAAUCUCUUAAAACUACAAAAAAAGGAAAGGAUAACCUUGGUAGUACAUCAUAUGUGAUAGCAAAAGUAUUGUUUUUGGCACCUUAGAAGAUUGGUUGAGAUGAUAUAAAAUUUUAAAAUAAUUUCCACUGUUAUUUGGAAUAAAUAAUAAUCAGAGAUUCACCUUUGUCCUUUAACAGAUGGUAGAAGUAUAUAAUUCAAGUAACAAAGAGCUGCAGAUUGAACCUUAUGAUAGUAAGAACAAAUUGCCUGCUAAAUACUUGGAGUUUUAUUGUAAUGCAGAUGACAAAGUCAUACUACAGGUAAUAAGUAAAUAAAUAUCCAUUUGCUCUUCUUCUUCACUUUCCUACAGUUAAACCUGAAUUGUGAAAGUGUAAAUGAUUGAGAACAAAAUUAAAAGUCCCAAUUAUAAACUUCCCAUAAUAGGCACAAGUACACCUACAAAAUUUCAACCCAGUUUUAAGACUGACCCUUGCGAGCUUCAUUGGUAAAAGGCUCAGUUGUAAGUCAAGACUACCUUCAUAAGUAUCCUUACCCAACCAUAUUAACAGGGUGAGCAUAUAACAAAGCCAUCUUUAUUUGUAACCAAGAAUGAAGUCUGACAUAGUUACAGUUAAGAUUUUGAUUUUGUCAUAACUUGGUGAAAGAAAGCAUGUUUUUUUCAAUCAGCUUGUGUUUUGUUAAACAUUUUUUUACUUAUGAUAAACACAUCAUUGGCUGAGCUGAGGUCUAAUGGCAAGCCUGCUAAGUAAAUUCUUUGUUUUAUCUUUGUUUCUUGUCUGAGGUAUUUCUUCCUUACAGAACCUGUCAACAUCACCUCAUUGUGAACCUCCUUACUUUGCAUCUACAACCAGAGCCACAUUCCUUCAUAUUCUCACUCAUCCGCAGCCUUUGAUUACAGUGUUUCCAGAAGGAAAGCCUCGAGUUUACCAACUGUCUGAUCGUGAAAAGAAUUGGACUCGAACAAGUUAAAAACACAAGAACAAGUUUACAGUUUUACCAGCAAAAGUACAUUCUGUAGGCCCUCAUAAUGGUAACACCUAACUUUGUGUGAAGAGGAUUGGAAUGCAAUUUCAUCAUCAAAUGAAAUACCAAGACAAACAUGAGAAUGUCAUCAAACUUCAGUAAGAUAACAAGAAAGGCCAACAGAUAGACAUAAAAGCACUCUAGUACAAUUUGAAGACAGCAAAAUGAAUGGACUGAAAUAUACACACAACUGAUAGCCAAACUGGUGGACAAAAAAAAGGAUGGUUUUUGUAGAGCAAAAAACAAUAAAGUUGUGGCAAGACUCAUUUCACCCACCAAGCUUCCUGCAACUACAAAUAGAGUCAUAUUUCUAGACAGACAUCAAGUUUUAUUAUUACAUUACAACAUGGCAAAGUGAUGACAGAGCAAAUGUAUUUUCGUCUCAAUAAAUAUAGAUUAUUAAGUCUUUGAAUUUUAAACCAGUAGCAGAGAUAAACUGGCCAGUUGCUUGUGUAACUUAUGGGCAAAAAGGUUCACAAACCACAAAAAACAGUGGCAUAGGAAUUAGGAUCAUAUACUUCUCAUAAAUUUACUUGUAGCUGUGCAAGUUAACUACAACUUCAGUGGAAAGGAAGUUCAAGCUGGAGGCAUCUUCCUAUCAAGGGCACGUUGUGAUAAGAACAACUCACAGCCAAUCACACACCCUUUCCUGGAUACCAUUAACCUCCCCAACUGGCUACAAAGCUGUAAAUUCACAGAAUCAAGUUUAGGUUAGCAUUUAUGUACUUUGGAAAGACCACUUCUGUUGUACUUCAUAACUAUUAGGUUAACACUCAAGUUAAACUGUGUAACGUUUUACUGCGGUGGACAAAUCCAUGGAAAGAUAGAAAAUAUUCAGGGGAAAGCAGAUGUGGGUGUGUCCAUGUGUGCAGACAGUUACAGUUGAUUUUAUAAAUGUAUACCAUGCAAGAAGGAAUUCAACCUUAUUUUUGUGCUUUGGGGCACCAGGACAAACAUGAAACUGGUUGUUCAGUUCUAUUUCAGAGGAGAUUAGAAACAGGUUUCAUUUUACUCCUCCAUCCUCCUGAAAUUUGAACUGAAUACAAAAUUGUUUCAAUUUUUCCUCAAUAUUUUUCCAAUAUUGUUCUCAGUCAGUAUGAAAUAACUGCUAGUUGCUGAUUUCCAAGUUUCAGGCAUUCUUAAGAGAAGCUGUUCCAAAGAACACAUCUGUUUGUAUGGUUCCAAAAUGACAGAAUCAAGGGGAAAAAUGGAAAAUUCAAAAUUCACCUAUUAAUUCCAGAUGAAAAUCAAAAUCAAAAUUGUCAAUGGGCACUCUGGGACCCAAAUUGCUGAGGAACAACUAAAUAAACAAACAAGAAAAUUAGUCUUUGAAUUGGUAAGAAACAAUAUAAAGAAAAUUGAAGUCUGAAUUUCAUUUCAUGUCAAAGAAAAUUAUGCACUAAGGGACACUUCUAAUGCCACUGAUGUGUUGAAAAAUGGAGAAAAAGGCUCUUUAAUUUGUUGAUGUUUUAUUACUAGGGAACUGAUGACAUGAGUAAUGAAAAUUCAAUCAGUCUCCACGACAACAACUUAUCACCUGAUCAAUGGUAAUUUGACCAUUAACACUCUCCUUUGUUACAUGCAAGUUCUUUCCAUUAACUAGCUGAUAGGCCAUUUUUGAUAUAAUGAAACUCUAAGGCUAGGGGGAAUAAAACAAAAGAAAUAAAUUAUUCAUUGCUAAACCUCCAUGUCAUUUACUUUGUUUUAUUCCCCCAGGCUUCAGAGUCAAAUUUGAAUUUUAGUAUAUCCAAAAUGGCCAACUGAAAAAUUGAUCUUCCAUUCAGGUCAAUUUCAUUAUUUCUAGUUUAAAUGUCCAUGUAACAGAGAGC